Messenger RNA from Gongylonema pulchrum, 330 nucleotides. The record is from the annotation of a GenBank genome assembly. Lineage: Eukaryota; Metazoa; Nematoda; Chromadorea; Rhabditida; Gongylonematidae.
AAAGGCGAACGGUACAGAAAGGCUGUAGCGAAGAAUAUGAAGAAAGUGGCUGCCAGCAGAGCGCAUUCGGAUCCAAAUGGACAUCGCGUUGUGUAUGCGAUCGGAGCAUGUGCAAUGGCGACUCGGCACUCAUAGCUGCUGGCCUGGAGCCCUCAUCCGGUACCAUUACCGCAACUCCGAUACCCGGCGCCCAAUUGGCACUCCUCUCGUUCAAGACGGCCUUUUAAAUAACAGUUGUUUACAGGCACUUUUUCAUGCAGUUACGUGGACAGGAAAUUUCUCAUUUAGGGAUUUCUCAUUCAGGGAUUCUCAUUUCGAUACAAGUUGAAG